ACCACUUUGCUGCCCGCUUCUCCCCUGCCCCCCUCCAGUUAAAGGAUCAGAGAAUCCAGGCACCACUAGUAGUUUCUUAAGAGCAUAAAAAGAACAGAAGUAGCUGAUGAUGUAAGGCCUCCAGUAUUUGCCUUUGGGAGUGGGGAGCUGAGACUCAGGAGCCAAACAGCUGCUAAAGUCUUGGGAGGCUGGUCAGGGCUUCAGUUCUUCAGGAGGAGCUCUUCAAAGUCCUCUGCAAAGUGCAACUGUUCUCAGCUAUGUUCUCCCUGCUCAACUCAAUGGGCACAUGGGCUGUUGCUGGAACACUUUGCCAGAAGGAGAUUGUAAAGUAUUCAUUGAAACACAUACCUCUCAAUCCUCCCAUUAAAAUCAGUUAAUCCAUUUUUUCCCUCAUGUAACUAAAGGAGAUGUAGGACUGUUAAACCAACAUAACAGAAGCUUCAGUGCUCAAUUUACUGUUAUUUUCCCCCAAAGCGUGGAUCCACAGAUGUGCAUUUGCCACGUCGGAUCUCUAAACCUGAUAAAAAAUGGUUAGUUUUCUAAAAGGAUAAAAUUCACCGAGAGGCAUAAGGACAGUGAAAGUCCCCUGGUGCAAUAUAGCCACUGUAACUGUGUAUCUGAGAGUAGAGUUUGCCUUAUUGUUUAUAUGAAGCACAGCAACUGGUGUCUACCUAUAGCAGAGCAAAUAGGUGGUAUUUUAAUGCUGUGCUGUCGUGCAAUGAAAAGUUUGAGUGCUAAAUUCUGUUCUUGAAUGCAGAGACAUGCCUUUAACUGGGCAUCCAAGAGCCAAAAUUAGCCCUAAAUAUGUGAAAUUUGGCCUUACAUAGAACAGGGGAGAGGCUGAUAAGGACUGAUUUAUGAAUAACUGUUUUUUUUUAAAUGAUCAUAUACAAUUGUUUUCUCAUUGGAAAGCACCACAUACGUCAGCUGUUUUAGACUUGACAAAACAUACAGAAGUUACCAUUACAGAAGACUCAGAAGAUGAUUAUCAAUAUGAAGAGGUUCCAGCAGAUGAUGAUUUUAGUCUCCUGGAAGGUGAUGAAGAUCUGGUAAAGGCUUUGCAGACAAUACAGGAGCAGGCUGAAGAUGCACAAAUUAUAGCUCAGCGAUCUGUUCUGACUUCUAAGCAUUCAGUGUCUGAAACACCUGAAGUUGUGGAUGACUUUCUUUGCAAUUUCCUGGUCAGAAUGGGGAUGGCUAGAACCCUUGACUGCUUCCAAACUGAAUGCACUCCUCAGUUUACAAAGAGUCGGUUGCGUUUCCGCCUUUGGGUGAAAGAUGGGCUGUCUCCAAGUACUUUGCGGGACAGGUAUGAACUGAUGCAGAAAGGUGCAAUUGAAUGUAAAGAUAUUGGAUUUGUCCCAGAUAUGUACACCUACAAUCAGCAUUUGGAGAUGGAGAACAGAAGAUUAAAGAAGGAAUUGGAAAACUAUAAACUGGCUGCCAGCAAAGCUAAGGAGGCUCUGCAAAAAAUACAGAAAGAACGUGAUUUCCAUCGAAUGCACCAUAAGCGAGUGGCCCAGGAAAAAAACAGGCUCAUUAGUGAUAUUAAAAGGCUGAAGGCACAUUAUGCAUCAUAUGAGCCAAUGUUGAAGCAGUUGACUGAAAAAUACCAGACUAUACUGAGACAGAAAAUGCUAACCAGCUUGGAGAGAGACAGAGCAGUUGGUCAGGUUACAGGUUUACAAGCUACAUUACAAAAUUUAGAAUCUGGGCGUGCCAUUGAGAUCCCUGUGACUGGAGCAGGUCAUAGGUGUGAAAGGGAGGAUGGAAGACAGGGUCCUACACAGAAAGCUGUUCAAGAAAACAGGGAGCAAAAAUAUCUGUAUGCUGGCGUUGCUCCAUAUGAUCCUGCCAAAGAUCCAACAAAGCAGAAGGGCAAGAGGUAUUCAAAGGAUUCAGAAUUUCCCAUAGAUACUCAAGUGAACCCUUAUCUUUCUCGUGCCAAGGAAUGCACCCGACCAUUGAAAUCUGGAGUAUACAGGCUGAGCAGCACUUUAAAAGUCCAUGAUCUAGCAGUCAGCUGUUUGGCUUUGCAUCCUCGGAAAGACAUUGUGGUAACUGCAAGUGAUGACCGCCUCUGGAAGAUGUGGGCCUUUCCUAAUGGGAACAUCAUUAUGACAGGUGAAGGGCACACUGAUUGGCUUUCUGGCUGCUGCUUCCAUCCAAGUGGCACCAAACUGGUCACUUCAAGUGGAGACACAACAGUACGGAUAUGGAACUUCACAAAGGGUGAAUGUAUUCUGACUUUCGAAGGACACAGCCGUGCAGUCUGGGACUGCUCGUGGCAUUCCUGUGGAGAUUUUGUGGCUUCUGCUUCCAUGGACAACACCAGCAAAAUAUGGGACAUUAACAGUGAGAGAUGCAGAUACACCUUGCGUGGACAUAAGGAUUCGGUCAAUAGUAUAGAGUUUCUUCCAUUCUCCAACACCAUUCUCACCAGCUCUGCAGACAAGACCCUAUCUCUCUGGGAUGCCAGAACAGGCCUCUGUGCUCAGACUUUCUAUGGUCACCUGCAUUCCUGUAAUCAUGCUACAUUCAACAUGAAGGGUGACACCAUUGUUUCCUGUGACUCCUACGGUGUGAUGAAGUUCUGGGAUGUUCGGAGGGUAACACCAAUGGUAUCUAUAGAUGCAGGCCCCCAUCCUGGCAAUCAGGUGGUCUUUGACCCAUCCGGUCACGUCGUGGCCCUGGCGAGCAACGACGGCACGGUGAAGACUCUGGAGCUCAAGUCGGGGCAGCUUUCCAGCUUGGUGGGCCACGAGGAGGAGGUGCAGAGCGUUGUCUUUGAUCACAAGGCGGAGCACCUGCUUUCGGGGGGCUCGGAUGGAACUGUUCGACUCUGGAGCUGAGUGAGCCCCCCUGGAUGUCAUCUCAGGUUGGGGGGGAUGCUUGGACACCAUGCCAGCAGCGAUCCACCAGCUAAAUGCCUUCGCCCUCAUUGUUGGCUGAGCUGUAAUUGCGUGAAAUGCAUCUAACUCUGCCUCUGAUCCAAAUAAAAUCCCGAAUGUCUCUCUGUGCUGAA
Messenger RNA from Chelonia mydas (Green sea turtle), 3025 nucleotides. It is a transcript of the gene SPAG16, whose product is annotated as sperm associated antigen 16. Gene Ontology annotation, molecular function: protein binding. The record is from RefSeq and is a predicted model, not a curated record. Bases 858 to 2852 code for a protein of 664 amino acids. Gene Ontology annotation, biological process: axoneme assembly. Lineage: Eukaryota; Metazoa; Chordata; Testudines; Cheloniidae. The transcript is spliced from 16 exons. Gene Ontology annotation, cellular component: axonemal central apparatus.